Molecule: messenger RNA, 816 nt
Organism: Cydia splendana
Lineage: Eukaryota; Metazoa; Arthropoda; Insecta; Lepidoptera; Tortricidae
Gene: baf
Product: barrier-to-autointegration factor
Exons: 2
Coding region: 175-447 (90 amino acids)
Molecular function (GO): DNA binding
Source: RefSeq, a predicted model, not a curated record
GACUAUUGAUUUGAUUGGUAGUGUUGACUAGUGACGCAAAUUUAGCGCGCCGUGCUUUGCUAUCCACAACUGUGGUGUAGUGUCCACAAGUGGUUGCUAAAACUGUGAUAUUGUUCUACGUGUGUAAACAGUUCAAAGUACUGGUUAGACUCGAGUGUACACUCAACAAGUACAAUGUCUAGUACAUCACAAAAGCAUCGUAACUUCGUGGCUGAGCCCAUGGGGGAGAAGCCAGUUACAGAUCUAGCCGGCGUGGGGGAAGUCUUAGGGCGGAGGCUCGAAACAGCAGGUUUUGACAAGGCCUAUGUUGUACUUGGCCAGUUUUUGGUUCUGAAGAAGGAUAAAGAGCUGUUUCAAGAGUGGAUGAAAGAGACCUGCAGCGCUAACUCGAAGCAAUCCGCAGAUUGUUACCAGUGCUUACAAGAGUGGUGUGAUGAAUUUUUGUAAAUUGACCUUGACUUGAUGUCGGACUAAUAUUUUCUGACCUGUAAAUAAUUGGAAAGUAAGCAGUUAUGACUAAUCUAUGCAUUUUUGUAUGUGUUUGUUAAUAUGUAAUUUUUAAUGGAAGUGAACUAAAUGUUACAGAAUCUAACUAGAUAAGAACCAGUCUUAAUUAGUUAGUUUACCAUAUAUUAAUUAUGAUUCAUUAACUAGAACAUGAUAAGAUAAUCUUUUUUUUAUAUUCAUUUAACAAAUAUAAUAAUUAUAGUAAUAUUGGUAACAUUCAAUGACUUCGUGAAUAUUGACAUCUCUUUUAAGAAUAUAUGUACUAUUAAUAUUUUUUUAUUAAAAUAAAAACAUAUGUUUGCAUUUUGA